UUUCCCAGCAAAUAAAUAGACUGGCCUCACUAGAUGCCAGCUAGGCCUAGCAGAGGAUCCCUGCAAGACUCUCAGCUGGGAGGGAAACUUGGAGGCCUGAACUGCUAAAGGAAAGCUAAGAUGGAGCUCAUCCCCAACCUUUCUAUAGAAACCUGGGUGCUGCUGGUUACUAGCCUGGUGUUCUUCUACAUAUAUGGGACCUAUUCUCAUGGCUUGUUUAAGAAACUAGGAAUUCCUGGACCAAAACCUCUACCUUUAUUUGGCACCAUUUUCAACUACUUUGAUGGCAUGUGGAAAUUUGAUGAAGAUUGCUAUAAAAAGUAUGGGAAAAUAUGGGGGUUUUAUGUGGGCCCAAAGCCUAUAUUGGCUAUCAUGGAUCCAGAGAUCAUCAAGAUUGUGCUGGUGAAAGAAUGUUACUCAGUCUUCACAAACCGUCCGACUCUUGGGCCAGUGGGAUUUUUGAAAAAGUCCAUUACCAUAUCUGAGGAUGAAGAAUGGAAGAGACUUAGAACACUCCUGUCUCCAACCUUCACCAGUGGCAAACUCAAGGAGCAUCUUUGGAGCUUAUAGCAUGGAUGUGAUCACUGGCACAUCAUUUGGAGUGAACAUCGAUUCCCUCAAUAAUCCACAGAAUCCCUUUGUGCAGAAAACCAAGAAGAUCUUAAAAUUUAAAAUUUUUGAUCCAUUUCUUCUGUCUACAAUUCUGUUUCCAUUUCUUACUCCAAUAUAUGAGAUGUUAAAUCUUUCCAUUUUUCCAAGAGAUUCAAUGAACUUUUUCAAAAAAUUUGUAAAAAGGAUGAAGAAAGAACGCCUUGCUUCAAAACAGAAGAACCGAGUGGAUUUUCUACAACUGAUGAUGAAUACUCAGAACUCCAAAGGCCAAGAGUCCCAGAAAGCUCUUUCUGAUCUAGAAAUGGCAGCACAAGCUGUUAUUUUUAUUUUCGGGGGCUAUGAUGCCACAAGCACUUCCAUUUCCCUCAUAAUGUAUGAACUGGCCACUCACCCUGAUGUGCAAAAAAAACUUCAGGAUGAGAUUGACAGAACUCUGCCCAACAAGGCACCUGUCACCUAUGAUGCCCUGAUGGACAUGGAGUACCUGGACAUGGUGGUGAAUGAAAGUCUAAGAUUGUACCCAACUGCUAUCAGGCUAGAAAGGGUCUCAAAAAAAGAUGUGGAAAUCAAUGGAGUGUUCAUUCCCAAAGGGACCGUAGUCAUGAUACCAAUCUAUCCUCUUCACCGAAACCCUGAGUACUGGCCAGAGCCUCAAGAAUUCUGCCCUGGAAGGUUCAGCAAGGAGAACGAGGGCAACAUUGAUCCAUAUAUAUACAUGCCCUUUGGAAAUGGACCCAGGAACUGCCUAGACAUGAGGUUUGCUCUCAUCAGCAUGAAACUUGCUGUCAUAGGAGUCCUGCAGAACUUCACUGUCCAGCCUUGUGAAGAGACACAGAUCCCCCUGAAGAUCAGCAGGGAACCAGUUUUCCAACCAGAAAAACCCAUCAUCCUAAAGGUUGUGUCAAGAGAUAAACCCAGAACUGCAUCAUGAAUUUCCCUCAGAAACCAUGUUAUAUUCUUCAAGGAGACUGUGUCACAGAACACCAGAGAAUUUAAUUAACCUUAGAACAACAUAAUAUGAGCAUAAUCAACUUUCCUUGAUGAUUGAAUAUUCAGAAAUUCACUGAACAUGCUCAGUGGCUCUGCAGUGUAUCAUCUGUUUUGUGAUUCAAAAGAAAUUAUUAACUCAAUGGUAGUUGUGGAUGUUCAUCUUCUGAUUCUCGUGGGAAUGUCUACACUAAUUCCAGUUAGUUCCAUCCAUUCUGAAUUCUAACUGCAGCAACAAUUUUCUAUAGUUCUAUUAAUAGAAACUGUUGUAAUGAUGGUUAGUAAAUGUGUAUCAAGUUUUCUCCUUGUUAAAAUGUAUGAUAUUAAGUGUAUACAUACAUAUAUCUUUUAAAAUGUGUGGUGUACUUUUGUCACUAUACACAGCAAUGGCAAAACCACUGGAUCAAGAAAACAAGAUACUAAUCCUUUCCAAUCACACUUGUGUGAGCCAGUUUGGGAUGCCCACUUGACUCUAAAAGUUUGGUGAUGUUGAUCCAUUUUGAUUUGACACUUUUCUUGAGAAACAUAUCCAUGGUUUAAUUCUGCCACAUUUGAAGUGUAGCCUCCCCCAGCCUUGAAGCAGGCUGAUUCAGACUUUGCUGCCACUGAAUAUGAGAUCACCUGGGGUGUAGCCUUCUGACUUAGAUGGCUAUAUUGUUAUGUCACCUACCGCUGCUCUUCUCCCAGACUCUGCUACCUGAUGAGAGACCCUUGAGACAUUCUGGAGACACAUCCUAUCCUGCAGCCUACAGGCUGGCUCCAGGCACCAAGAAUGAACUGGCAGGGGAGAUGGGCCUUCCCGCUUAUAAGCAUAGUCUCUAAGUAAACUCUUGGGCCUUGAUCAGAGAAAAAAAUUGUUUUGGCUUCAUUAUUUUCUCUCACAGUCUAAGUCUCUUUCAGCCCCAGCCUGCCUUCCAGAAAUACCUGGUUCAUGUAGGCCACAGGCCGGCUUACUACAUUGAAGGAUUUAUAAAAUCUUUUUCUUAGGAUUGACCUAGAAUCAUCUUCCUCUCUUCCCACUUCUCUGAAAGUACAUGUUUUCUUAGACUUCUUUGGAGUCUAUGGUUGUUAGUGUUGUCAGGUUCAGAGAAUCUAGAAUCACCUUGGAGGGAUAUGGGUCUCCAGGCAUGACUGUGGAGGAUUUUUUGAUUGAGUUGAUUAAGGUGUGAGGUCCAACCUACUGUAGGCAGGUAGCAUAUAGGAUCUAGGACUGUACAAGUAAAGAAAGGAAGCUGAGAAUCAGCAAUCAUCCAUUGCUCUGUCUCCUGACUGAGGAUUCUACAUGAUCAAUUUUCAGGUUCCUGACACCCUGAUUUCUCCUCCAAGAUGAACUCUUUCCAAGAACUGUGAGGCAGUCACCUCUUUCUUCCCUAAGUUGCUUUGUCACAGUAUUUAUCAUAGUAACAGGACAAGAAAUGAAGAUUGAAUCCAUCAUGUGCUCCUCACUGCCCUACAACACUGUCAUAAAAUAAAAAUGUCUGACUGGACCCAGGCCACCCCUGCCUCUCAGUGUAGUACAGCAGAAGACACCCAAGCUGCCCACCUCUCCACUUCAAACCCCCUUCUAGCACAGCAUCCAAAGAUAUUGAAUAAAAGAUGAUAAACAGGACAAAGAGAAAUAGACCUGUUUAGAAGUAGUUCUUUGAGGCAACUCCAAUCUCUGUCUGUCAGAAUACCAGCACAGUAUUCAGUAGUGUUAGUAUACCAAGCACAAAUCAGCAGCAGUUGCAUGAUCCAACAGAAACUGCCAGGCAUCCACCAAAUUGACAUGAGUCCAUGGGAAUGACCAGUAUCAGCAGAGACACUAUGAGAAGUUCUUUACCAUGACUCUCUCAAACAAAAUGAAGAUCAGCAAAGACAAAGAUGCAAGGCCAAUGAAUACUUUCUCCAAACAUCAUAUUUCCUCCAAUGGGUCUUACCUCAGCAAAUUACCAGAUGAUUCUGCCUUACCAUGUGAGUUUGCAAUGCCUGACAUAUCCAGAAAUUUCCACUUCACCAGUGGUUUACAAGUUUCACUUAAAAAAAUAUUUGCAGGUAGGAUAAAUGG
Molecule: messenger RNA, 3646 nt
Organism: Mus musculus (house mouse)
Lineage: Eukaryota; Metazoa; Chordata; Mammalia; Rodentia; Muridae
Gene: Cyp3a59
Product: cytochrome P450, family 3, subfamily a, polypeptide 59
Exons: 12
Coding region: 488-1543 (351 amino acids)
Cellular component (GO): endoplasmic reticulum membrane
Molecular function (GO): heme binding; monooxygenase activity; oxidoreductase activity, acting on paired donors, with incorporation or reduction of molecular oxygen
Source: RefSeq, a predicted model, not a curated record